GGGAAGUCGGUCUGCUGAAAAGUUGGUGACAGGUUGGGGCAGCGGAGGCAGAACGGGCAGGUGCCGCCGCCGCUGCCGGGGCGGCGGAGCGCUCCAGGGGCGGCCGACUGCGAGCAAACUUUGAUUCCUGCUACAGAACAUGUCAGAGUUUUCCUGGGUUUUGGCUGCGUCUGGGGACAUCUUGUGAUGUUUUAGAGAACAGGACAUGAUCUCACAUGGCGAGGAGCUCUUUAGUUUCUUAAUCAUUUCACGGUUCCUUCAGAGGCUUUUUUCCACCUAAAACGUUUAGUUUCAGCUCAGUGAUCAGCUGCAAAAGCUCGGCGGGGAGCGGAAGAGUUGAAUUAUUCCAACCUGAGAGAGCCCCUCACAAAAAAAAAAAAAAAAAAAAAAAAGCACCAAAAAAAGAGGAAAAAAAGAGAAAAAAUAAAGAAGGAAAAUAAAGAAAAGAAAGAAGGGGGAAAAAAGAAAAUAAAGAAGAAAAGACAAGAAAACAGAAAGGAGGAAAAGAAAAACGGAAAAUACAAGAAAAGAGGAAAACAAAACAAUAAAAAGAAAAGAAGAAACAGGGAAAAGGAAGAGGUUGCAAUACGACGUAGAAACUUUUUCUUGCCUCUGUUUCCCCAAGUCCUGAAGAGCCGGAAUGGAGCUCGAGAAAACCUACGCGACACCCCGAGCCGGCCGCACAGGACACGGAGGCGUGAAUCAGCUGGGGGGUGUUUUUGUGAACGGCCGCCCUCUCCCAGACGUCGUUCGCCAGAGGAUCGUGGAGCUCGCCCACCAAGGGGUCCGGCCGUGUGACAUCUCCCGGCAGCUCCGCGUCAGCCACGGCUGUGUCAGCAAAAUACUCGGCAGGUAUUAUGAAACUGGGAGUAUUAAGCCUGGAGUGAUUGGAGGAUCAAAACCAAAGGUCGCCACACCCAAAGUCGUUGAAAAAAUUGCAGAGUACAAACGCCAAAAUCCCACCAUGUUUGCCUGGGAGAUCAGGGACAGACUCCUUGCUGAGCGAGUGUGUGACAACGACACCGUGCCCAGUGUCAGCUCCAUUAACAGGAUCAUAAGGACCAAGGUGCAGCAGCCACCCAAUCAGCAGGUCCCUGCUUCCAGUCACAGCAUAGCCUCCACAGGAUCAGUCACCCAGGUGUCCUCUGUCAGCACUGACUCUGCUGGCUCGUCCUACUCCAUCAGUGGGAUCCUGGGCAUCGCCUCCCCCGGCGCCGAGAGCAACAAGCGCAAGCGGGACGAAGGUAUUCAGGAAUCUCCAGUACCAAAUGGCCAUUCUCUACCAAGCAGAGAUUUUCUUCGGAAACAGAUGCGAGGAGACCUUUUCACCCAGCAGCAGCUAGAAGUGUUGGAUCGUGUCUUUGAGAGACAGCAUUAUUCUGACAUUUUCACAACAACUGAGCCCAUCAAACCAGAGCAGUGGUGCUCCAUGCUGAUGAGACAGUGCGUGGUACAACCGCAGGCAGUCAUUUUUCAGGCAACAGAAUACUCAGCCAUGGCCUCACUAGCUGGUGGAUUGGAUGACAUGAAGGCCAAUAUAACCAGCCCUACUUCUGCAGAUUUGGGAGCAAGUGUUCCUGGGCCUCAGUCCUAUCCUAUUGUCACAGGUCGCGAGCUGGCAAGUACAACCCUCCCAGGAUACCCUCCACACGUCCCUCCUGCUGGACAGGGCAGCUACUCCGCUCCAGCACUGACAGGAAUGGUGCCUGGGAGCGAGUUUUCUGGGAGCCCAUACAGCCACCCACAAUAUUCAACAUACAACGACUCCUGGAGGUUUCCCAACCCUGGACUCCUGGGCUCCCCCUACUACUACAGCGCUACAGCCCGUGGAGCAGCUGCACCAGCUGCUGCUGCCGCCUAUGACCGCCACUGACGCCGGAGCUCAGGGCAUCGGCACUGACAGCACACGCGUCUGGGACAACCCUGAUGAGUCAUCCUGCUGCCACCAUGCCAGCCACUCCAAAAGGGAAGGAGAAAGUACCUAGUAGGAACAUGAUAAUUGAAAUUUUGCUCCUAAAGCUUGUUGAACUAAUUAUUGUAUUCUUAAAUCUGGUUGGGUCCUGAAUCAAACAGAGAAACAGGAGGAAGUUGUACUCCUGAAGCUCUGUGUGGUCAAAAAUGUGUGGUAGCUUCAUGUUCUUUGCAGCCGGCUGGCUACUGCUUUAAUCGCCUGCGGGUGCCAUGGCUGUAUCUGGGGAUAAGGAAGAGGUGUGAGCAGCUCCCCUUGGGGCAGCUCCCUCUUGCUGCACACUGAAACAGGCUGUGAGACUUAAGGCAAUUUUCUUUUCUUCUUCUUCUUCUUCUUUUCUUUUUCUUUUUCUUUUUUCUUUUUUUUUUUUUUUUUUUUUUGUGUGUGUGGCAAAGAAAAAAUCAGUCUGCUCAACUUUACGCAAGCACACCACUGUAAAUAUUUGCUUGUUUGUAUUACUGUAAAAGUAGCUUAAGCAUAAACAGCAACACUGUACAAGAAUGAAAUCAAAACACAUCCAAAAGUGUGUUUUGAAACUGGUGCACUGAUUCAAAGAACUCAGUAAGCUUUAAGCAACUUUGAACCAGGUUAACACUCAUUGUGGCUGUAUUUUGAGCUGAUGUUGUUUCUAUAUAGAGCAUCCUAUUUGACAGUUGUGUGUGAUCAUGCUAUAUGCUGGUACCAAACACAUGGGCAACUGAAAGACAUAGGCAAUUUUGUGAUACUUUACUGCUUAAUAUUAAUUUAUGUUCAUUUGUCAUCAUACUAAACACUGGAACAAAUUCACUGGUUUCAAGUUAAUUCCAGGAAGGAAUUCCUAAAUAAUAGUUGACACCUUACAUAUAUCUCUACAGAUUGUGUGCUAAAUCCCAGUCAUGAAAACCCUGAGGGGAAGGCAGAGAAGUACUGUGGUUAUGAUUUUUGUUAAGUGCAUAUACUGAGUGGGGGGUACCAGGCAUGAGCGCAGCUGCACUCACUUUCCAAGCCAAGCUGAAAGGGAAAUUGCUUGUUUCGGGGUGUUUCUUCAUUUCUGUGAAGGCAUUGCAGAUUCCAGCACGGUAGUCCAGACAUGUCUGAGGGGACUUUUGCCUUGCUAACUCUGUGUUUCUUCCCUCCUACUUGAAUAGGAAGCACUAAUAGUCACACGUUUCAAUAUGCACCUUGUGAGGAGCUAAAUUAAGAGAGCAGAGCAGCUACGAAUGACCACUAAGCAGCUACACCAAUCACUGCCCCUCCAUGGAGCCAGGAGAACUGCUGAUUUCUCCCUGAAGCCUCCCCCUAGCCCAGACCAAGGCACAGACAACCUCAGCCACAUAAGGAUGAUGGGCAUGACCCCAUCCCUUCCCUCAUGAGGGCAAUGGAGAAGCUCCCUGGUCCUGCUGAGAUGAAGACCUGGCUGUAGCCUCCUUACUCCCAACCCAAUCAUCCUCAUCCACCCAGAGCUGCCUGGGCUCUUCUGUUGGUGCUUGCCUGCAGAAGAAAGGCUUCUGGUGUCAAACUUGAGAUGCACUCCUGUGGAGGAACAUUCAAGCAGGUAUUCACCAGGUUCCAGUUGUACAAACCUUUCUCUGGCAGCUGCUGAGUUAACACUAUUCUCUCUCUUCCCUUCCCACCUCAUUACUUGUGCUGCAUAUCUGGUAUCUGUAGUGGCCACUGAUCUGCUGAGAAAUUCCCUCUCCCCCUCUAGUGGCAUCUUCUCAUGGUAUGGAAAUGCAGCCAUCACUUCCAAGUUUCCAGGGCAGAUGUGUUCCAGUUCUCAGCAUGAAGACAUCCAGGUCCCACCAGCUCAGUAACAUUUCAGCAUGAUGUUCACAGACCCCAUCAGGCAUUUUAGCCAGAGUCUUUUAAACUAACCCAGAAAUAUCAGUGAAAUGAGUGCUACUUUUAUUCUUUCAGCAAUUAAUAUUGAUACACACCUGUGUUUAACAAAAGAUAAAUAACAACAUGGAAAAUUAUACAAGGAAUCUUCUGAAACCCUGCUUUGGGUUCAUAACUCUCUGCAUACCCCAUGACUGCUUUCAGUCCUUGGACAAUACUGGAAAGGGUAUUUCUGUCCCUGGGACCCUGUGCAUGACCCUGGCCAAGGGGUGUGCAUUGUCUCCACUCUAAGCACAUGCACCUUCUCUGUGAGCUCAGGAAGGGCUGUGUCUGUCCAGUGCCUUUGCUGAAGAGAUGAGAAACAAGGGUUUGACCACCAUUGCUGGUGAGGUAUCUGGAGCAGAGGUGUGCUGAGUUACACUAGCUGUUGGGACAGCAUCAGGCUUGGCUAAAACAAGCCUGAUGUGAGGGAACUGCUGCUCAUUGGCAUUGGGUCCUUCACCCACUCUGCCUACUCUCCUGCAAUCACAUUACUUUUACUUGUUUCCUCAGCAGCAUGAAUUGUGUGACAUACAUUAAUUCAGAUAAUGUUGAGAAGACCAAACAUGAGAUUUCAGCAGAUGUUAUAUCUAUAUUCAUGCCAGAAGUGCUUGUAGUUGGGCUGGGGAUUUUAGAAAGACAUGACAGGUGUGUUUCCUCCAGGUGAUGGAUGUGUGAAUGCCACUGUCUGAAGUGCUCAGGCCUGACUGGUCUCAAGGCUUUCAUCAGGGCAGCCCUUGUACUCUGGAUGCACAGACAGCUAUUGAGGGGAAACCCAAAACUCCUAGCCUUGCACAUGUGAAGCAGGGACUUGUGCCUGACCUAUCUCCCAAGACAUGGCAGCCAUGGCUCACUCACAUCUGCUGGGACAUCCUUCUGUCAUGAGCAGCUAGUGUGAGUUAGACCAUGGAAUAUUCAUGCCAUGCUGCUGGAAAUGGCACUUUUUGACAGCACUUUCUGGUUUGGGAAUAUUUCACCUGAGAUUUACAAACUGCUUUCCUCAGAAAGACUUUCUGGCCAUAGUCUUCACAGUGGGAAUCCUCCUCCUUGGGGAGCAUCUUUGAAAGGCACUAUUGGUAGAAGGUGGUCAUCUGGGGACGACAGAGGAUUGCCUGCCUCCAUCCAUCCUCUGUGGCUUCACUAUUUCAUGGGGGAGGGGCUACUGGGUGAGGUGGAGAUGGGAAGCAAAUGACCCUUAGGGGCUGCUAGGAGGGGAGAGAGCCAGUCCAGUGCUGGGGUUUGGAGUGCCCUGCUAAUCCUUUACUCAGUGCCCUAUGGAGCAGUAAAUCUUUUCUAAACCAUUGCAGAAAUCAACCCUAUGAAGUGCCUUCAGGCAGUUUCAGCACUGAACUCUCUUAUAGGCUUGGUUAGAUGGAGAGUUUUCCAGUACUUGACACUCCAGCAAUAAUUUUAUCAAAUACAUUGCUGACACAGGCUAAGAAAUUAAAUCUGAGAGGUGAAGAGGAAAAAUGCUGCUGUAAGACUAAGUGGAGGCUAGAAUCAGGAUUGCAUGAAUGAGGGGAAUUCUGACUUGGCGAGGAAACCUUCAGUUAAAUGCUGUCAGACUGUGACGACAAAGACACAAAAUGUGGACAGAGUUUGUUUAUCAUUGUGUCUGAAGGUUCAGUUAUGGAGAUAUCAUUGUUAGGCAGCUCUACUGACUGCAGAGCUCUGGAUGUCUCAGGACUGGAUCAACAGCUCAAAAGUUUUCUUUGAUCACUGUUGAAGUAGAAAAACAAUUGGGGCUCUGGCGUCAUGGGGCCAGAGAGGGACUGUUCAUUCCAAGAUGUCUGAGAAGUUCUCUGAUGGGACUGGCAGGUGGUACGACAGCAGUGCUUGAGGCACUUGGGAAGGAGAUGGUGAGGAAAGAAACAGUACCAGGGUACAUGGAGCUCACAAUCUGUCACCCCUCCUGGACUCCCUGUGACUGAUUCCUCUUGGUGCUGCAGUGUCAGGGGAGUGCAGUGGGACAGAGCAGCAUGGUGGGGGAGGGAGGUGUGAUGGCCUCACUGUGCCAGGUCUUAGCAGUUACCAGAUGUUGAUAAAUGCUUUGCCAUGCUGGUUUUAGCUAAUGGGGUUAUAUUCCUGGUUUUCUUUUUCUUUAAUUUCUGUAUUUUACACGUCCUUCAGUAAGAGGAGAAAGGAAGCCAUGUAAUGGUCUUGCUUAUUUCCAUACGUGGGUACCUGUAGCUCCAAGAGCUGUGGCCUGUAGUAGAGUCAACUUGUGUAUCUGUCAUUGGCUCCAACAUAGCUCUGACCAAGUGUCCUUCCCAGUACCAUGCUCUUCUCUGCAUGCAUGUAUUACUAGGAAGCAUGAGGCCCAAGAGGUAGCAGAGCACUAGGAUGACCCACCCCAUGACUCUGUCCCAGCAAAUUCUGGAAAAACCUGGUUUUUCUUCUGGAUUCAUUGAUGAAAUGUUAGAUGACCAGCAGCUCUUGGCUAACAUGCCCUGAAUUCUCGCUAAGCGUGUGUGAUGGUCACAUGUGGGUGCUGUUAGGCAGAGCUGGGCCAGGCAGCCUGCACUGACAGAGGCACUGGGAACACUUUCCGAGCUGCAGCCAACUGCCGCUCCACUCUGGAGGCAGAGUGCUCAGUAGCAACACAAGGCUGGGGAUGCCAGCUAGGAAGCCCUGUAGUUUCUCAGAUCUGCUCUUGUCACAGGUACACGUUACCGUGGUAGGACAAACAAAAGGAUCUGAAAAGAUCAAAACCAAUUAGUGUUCUUUUUCUAGUUGAGCUAAUGAGACUUGACGUGCAAAUGCUGAGUGAAAAGCAUGAGUGAAAAGCAUGUCAAAGUGGUGCCCAGAUUGCUCACCUUGGCAUCACAGCUGGCAUAGGUGUCAGCUCCAGCAGUGGCCUCCCUCACCCGUCCCGUGAAAGGCUCACAGAAUGCAGGAGCUCCAUGGUGGGAGCCAGACUGAAAGGACUGAGCUGGACACAGCUGCAGCAUGGCUGGGUGAGCAGGCAUGCAUGUAGGGAUUUCUGUCUACACACCUUUAUGUGUCGGCACACUUGAGCAUCUCAGAAGCUUGCAGGGGUUGUGGAGAGGUGGAUCCUAGUCCUGCUUCAGCCCCAGACUCCACCCAGCCAGACCCCUGUGUCCAAGGUUUCUGGCUCUGCCUUGUCUAAAUUAGGUGGGAAAAAUGGCCAGUGGGCAUUUAGACCUGCCUUUCCAUUUGCUCUGCCUCCUGCGGGAAAAAAAUCUUGUCCUGGUUUUUCACUUUCUGUAGUGGCCUUUGUACAUUUUGAAAUUACAGAAACUCAUUUCAUUGCAAAUGGAAUUCCUUUCCAAGAAAAAAAAGGACAAACUUUUUUUUCUUACAGACAAACAACUAUGUAUUAGGGACUUCUAGCAUCAAAGAAAUAGAAAUACAUAUCUAUUGUAUCCACCAAAGUCUGCAAUGCCUGCAUUGAAGGAAAAAGAGAGAGGGAGAAAAAGAAAUGCCUCCUCACCUUGAGAAGUACAUACAAACAAAAAAUAACUUACAAAAAAAAAAUCCUAAAAAUAACAGUUGAAUUGCCUUUGAAAGUAGGGGAUAACAUCUGUUGCAAAACAGAUGAAAAAAUGCUUCUUAAAAUGUGUAUGUUUUGUAUUCUUUUUUUCUAGUAGGAAAAGAACAAACUUGAAAUCUUGGUGUUUUUUCCUUAGUGCUGUGUGUUGCUUUUGUGUGUUAUAAUAUUUGAAUGUAAUUACAGCGGUGCCAAUUUGCCAAAGACGUCGAACAUUAUUUUGGGGAUUUUAUUUUGGGUUUUGUUUUGGGUAGCAGAAAGGGAGGUGGGCUGGGGACCAGGGGUGCUAAGGCAUGGGUCAAAAAGGAGGGGCCAUUUGAAGGGUUUUUUUUUCUUCCUUUCUUUAUUUUUUUUUGUUUAAUUCUUAUUUCCUGUCAAUGCUGGAAUCUGUGAUUUUAUUCUAAGUUAAAUGGUUGACUGCAACACUUUUUAUUUUUAGAUUAGUUGAAGAAACAUGCAAUAAGAUUGGCGUAGUUCAAUAUCUGUGUGUCUUUUCAUGAGAGUGACUGUUACUUGUGGACAUUUGGUUUUAUGUAACCUUUAUGUGAGAUAAUUAUUUGUAAAUAUUUACCAUAAUUUUAUUGGUUCCUAAAAUAAAAGUAAUUUUUUUAAGUUCAAAA
Haemorhous mexicanus (house finch) is the source of this 7957-nucleotide messenger RNA. It is a transcript of the gene PAX5, whose product is annotated as paired box 5. The record is from RefSeq and is a predicted model, not a curated record. The transcript has 11 exons. Gene Ontology annotation, biological process: regulation of transcription by RNA polymerase II; anatomical structure development. NCBI's taxonomy places the organism in Eukaryota, Metazoa, Chordata, Aves, Passeriformes, Fringillidae. The coding region runs from base 641 to 1873 and encodes 410 amino acids. Gene Ontology annotation, molecular function: DNA-binding transcription factor activity, RNA polymerase II-specific; RNA polymerase II cis-regulatory region sequence-specific DNA binding.